AUGUGUGACCACUCAAGGUCGAAUUUCAUUGACAACCGAUCCAACUACGAGAAGGGAGUAGUAGCCAGGCUACAUUUGCACGAGCAGAAGAUAACCUGUAUAGCGCCUUGGCUUCUCCCUGGAUAUUGCUUCGAGAAUACCCUCGUCACCUCGGACCAAGGUCGACCCUCGUCCUUUCUAGCUUUGCCAGAAGGUCCGCCUCUUCUGUGGACCAUGGCAUACCCUUCCUCGAGCUUCUUCCAACUUCCCUGCCCACACCCAGACUAUGUUCGGGCUUGUGACUCAAGUGGCCGCCCUGCCACGCCUCGUCUGUGUCAGAAUUUACUGCACCAACACAUCAUGACGAUCCUCAGCCUAAGACAGUAUAUCUGGGGAUAUCUAUCGGUUCUUAUGCUGAGGACUGCAGAGGCGGAAUGGGAACGGAUACAGAAACUGAAAAUUUCACAUUACAAGGAAUUUGGGGCUUCGUCGUUCGAAAUGAAGGGGAAGGAGAAAGGAGUCAACAUUCUCUUUGGCAUCUCGGCGAGGUGA
This is a messenger RNA of Aspergillus calidoustus, 531 nucleotides long. The record is from the annotation of a GenBank genome assembly. Lineage: Eukaryota; Fungi; Ascomycota; Eurotiomycetes; Eurotiales; Aspergillaceae.